Molecule: messenger RNA, 1263 nt
Organism: Phialemonium atrogriseum
Lineage: Eukaryota; Fungi; Ascomycota; Sordariomycetes; Cephalothecales; Cephalothecaceae
Product: exosome complex exonuclease RRP43
Exons: 2
Coding region: 105-1046 (313 amino acids)
Biological process (GO): U5 snRNA 3'-end processing; nuclear polyadenylation-dependent rRNA catabolic process; nuclear mRNA surveillance
Cellular component (GO): cytoplasmic exosome (RNase complex); nuclear exosome (RNase complex)
Molecular function (GO): mRNA 3'-UTR AU-rich region binding
Source: RefSeq, a predicted model, not a curated record
CUGAAAUCUUGACGGUGAAAAAAACCCCGUCUCCAUCGCUACUACUUCCAAAGAGCAGCGAAACGAAAACGAAAGCUCUGGUUUGCGAGAAAAGAAAGCCAAAGAUGGCGUCGUCGCUCACAUUCCCACGCGCGACAUUCGCCAAGCUCUCCCCGCACCCUUUCCUCCUCGCCAACCUCAACCCCACCGCAGCCGACAUCCCCCCCACGCGCACCAACGGGCGCCUCCCGCACCAGGCGCGCCCCCCGCAGGUCAACACGUCGUCCCUCUCUCACGCGCACGGCAGCGCCGUUGUGCGCGCCGGCGACACGACCGUCAUCUGCGGCGUGCGGGGCGAGAUCCUCCCCGUGGCCAACAUCCCGCAAUUCCGGGCGUCCGACAACAACAGCAGCAACAGCACCCCAGACACACUCGGCGGGGCCGGAGCAAAGAGCCGUGAGCUGAGAGACUACGACCUGCUGGUCCCCAACGUCGAGCUCGCCACGGGCUGCGCCCCGCAGUUCCUGCCCGGCGCGCCGCCCUCGGCGGCGGCGCAGACGCUGGCCACGCGCGUCUACGAGCUGCUGCACUCGUGCGGCGUGCUGGCGCCGGAGGACCUGAGGAUAUGGUACACGCCACCCACUGCGAAGGAGGACGGGGAGGAGGAGGAGGAGGGCGGGGACGCGCGCAUGGCGGGGGGUGAGGACGACGAGGGGCGGCGGCGGCCGGAGAUCGUGGCCUACUGGACGCUGUACGUCGACUUGCUGUUCGUGUCGUUCGACGGCAACGCGUUCGACGCAGCGUGGGCUGCCGUGUUCCUGGAGAAGGAGCAUGGGCCGUCGGCUCCUGGGGAGGGGGGGAAGCACUGGGUCCUGAUGGAUCCGGAUCGGUUGGAGGAGGGCCUCUGCCAGGAGAGGAUCACCAUGGUGGUGGAUAGGAGCAGUGGCGAGACCAAGGUGCGGGGGAUCUCGAAGGCUGGGGGGACGGUGCUGGGACCGGGGUUUAUGAGGGACUUUGCUCAUCAAGCCGAGCGGAGGUGGGACGAGUUCCAAAAGGCUAUGAGGUGAUUGGGGAUGUCAUGGAUACUGAGCUGUUGGCGGACGGAAACGGAUAUGGGGACUGCAAUGGAACAGCAUGGAUCUCGAUCAACUUGAUACCCGGUAGGCAGGCAGUCAUGGCCUUUCUAAACCACACAGAAUAAUGUCCAACAGACAUGGAAUUCAUACUGUCAAUAUUCAAGUGGCUAGUAUGUGGUUAAUCUGCACUCUUCUCUGAGAACCCACC